This is a messenger RNA of Homarus americanus (American lobster), 2330 nucleotides long. RefSeq lists its product as uncharacterized. The coding region runs from base 176 to 1744 and encodes 522 amino acids. Lineage: Eukaryota; Metazoa; Arthropoda; Malacostraca; Decapoda; Nephropidae. The record is from RefSeq and is a predicted model, not a curated record. The transcript is spliced from 12 exons. Gene Ontology annotation, biological process: apoptotic process; proteolysis. Gene Ontology annotation, cellular component: cytoplasm.
GCUGAGCUCUCUCUCUCUCUUAAUGGUUUAUCUAUGUCUUACACGCCUUAUCUCUCGCUCUUAAGUACUUUAUAUAUCUCUAUCUCUCUAAUUUGACUUAUCUUUCUCUUUUAGGUUGCUUAUCUCAACUAGAAGAUCCUCAGAUCCUGCUCUAAAAGUUGCCUCACAAACAACCAUGGCAGUAGUGAGCGAUGCGGCGUCACUGGAGGUCAUCAUGAAUCCCUCCGAAACUUUGCUAAUGGCACAAGUUAGGUUUAAUUCUCAAGCCAUAACAAUAUUAACAGAGUUGGACACAUUUGAGGCCAUCAGUGUUGCCUUCUUGGUCUUAGAUAUUGACUACCUCACACGACAAGGAUACAAACACUUCCAGUAUAUGUGUGAUGGUCGAGCUAAGGAAGCCUUAGAACAAGUGGUUAAUGCUGUGAGACAAAGUUGUGGUCACCUAGAGGAAGUGUUGGAGGCGCUCUACAUCCUUGGUCGCUAUGACUUACUGGAGGACAGAUUGGGCCUCACUGUUAACCAAAAUCUUCACAAAGUUUUCAAGAGACUAAGUAGUGUUGCCUCAGACCGGAAAGCUUUGUAUUGUGUGUUUGCUGGCAUGGCUCAGGAACAAGCUGACCAACUUAUACAUAAGAGAUUGCCUGGGUGGUAUUGCCCUGAUAUGGGACGGCCCCUGGAGGAAACUUUUGUGCGCAACCUCAAUGAUGGCAACUAUUGGCAACUCGUUACAGAGCUAUUUGAAGCACUGUUAGAAGAGGAUAGAGACACUCUUGCUUCAUACUUACAUCCCUUCAUCAUUCUUAAGAGAACUUCUCGCACACCUUCCUUGGUAUCACAGACUUCACAGAUCACUGAAGAGAACUACUACCCCUUGCCCAUGGGCUACCCUCAUGGACUCUGCAUCAUCAUCAACAUUAAGACCUUCAUGAAGCCCAGAGAAAUGAAUGACACUACACCACUUUUGGAACGACACGGAUCAGACAUUGACAAAGAACGGCUUGCAGGAACCUUCAAGUUGUUUGGAUUCCAUGUGAUGCAUUUUGAUAAUCCUGAUUUUGAGAAGAUUCAACAGUAUUUCAGGAAACUCCGAAUGAACCCAUGGGUAGCAUCUGUUUCCUGUUUGGCUGUGUGCAUCAUGACCCAUGGAGAUGAACAAGAUCAACUAAUUUUACAUGAUCGCUCCUGCAUUCCCAUCACAGAUAUUCGAAAGUUAUGCUACUGUCAGGCUCUUCUAAACAAGCCUCGCCUCUACUUUAUUCAAGCCUGCAGAGGUGAACAAACUUUGCGACCAAUACUUUUACAACAAGAUGGUUGCACUGUGAGCCAUAUGGAGAGUGACUGUCUCAUCUCCACUGCAACUGUGAAAGGGUACUCGGCUGUGAGAAGUGAGACAGAAGGAUCAUGGUACAUCACUGAUUUAUGUCAUGCAUUGCAAGAAUAUGGUCACUUACUCCCUAUCAAGAACAUACUGCAGAAAACAAGGCAGAGUCUAAAAUCCCGAGUGGGUAGCAUGAACAACACUUACGUCACGCAACUCUCAGAGGACAAAGACACCCUGAUUAAAGAUGUGCAGUUGGUCAGAGCUGAGCUGGGAUAUUUUCUGGAUGGCAUCAUGGACCUGGUGCAACUUGAACUGAUGGAGAAACUACUACAGGAGAUGAUGGAGGAAGCCCUCGGUGAAUUAGAAAACAGUAGCGAACUUUUAACCUUGAGCAGCAACUUUGCUGGAAUGAGUGUCUCAUAAAAGUGAAAAAUAUUUUCGAAACUACUAAACCAUUGUACCUGAGUUUGAACCCAGGAUAAAUCAGGGUUGCUAGGUUCUUAUAUGAUAAUUUCAUCACUGGAAACUGUCAUAUUUUAAAGAUAAAUCAGGAUUUUUGGUGUUAUGUGAUCAGUUCAUCAUGCACCACCUUCAUAUGAAAUCUUGCAAACUAAGAUAACCUUUCUCAUUUAGGAUAUUUCUGCUACAUGAUACUGGGUUAACAGGGUGAGUAGGACAGCUCAUGUACUUAGGGUCUAGAGCAGGGAUCCUCAGCCCUCCUUUUGCAGGCCACAUGCGACCGGCUGAAUGACAUCCAAAUUCGAGUUUAGUGGCCGGUAAGAUUGUUAUACGUACAGUAAUUACGUCUAAUUUGGGUGAAAAAUAAAAAGUAGGGGUAAGUGGAAGAAGGAUAUAUUCGAGAAAAGAGCUUUCAUCAUUCUUUCAUAUCCAGGCACAAGCCACACAUUAGUUUUAAUUUUGUUCUAUGUAUUUUUAUUUGGAAUACAAACCCUUAUUUUGUAAUGCAAAAGCCAACUUUGUGCCACCUUAAUAUAACAUCUGAAAGACA